Messenger RNA from Condylura cristata (star-nosed mole), 3063 nucleotides. It is a transcript of the gene RNF14, whose product is annotated as ring finger protein 14. Gene Ontology annotation, biological process: ubiquitin-dependent protein catabolic process; protein polyubiquitination; positive regulation of proteasomal ubiquitin-dependent protein catabolic process. NCBI's taxonomy places the organism in Eukaryota, Metazoa, Chordata, Mammalia, Eulipotyphla, Talpidae. Bases 320 to 1741 code for a protein of 473 amino acids. The transcript is spliced from 9 exons. The record is from RefSeq and is a predicted model, not a curated record. Gene Ontology annotation, cellular component: ubiquitin ligase complex; cytoplasm. Gene Ontology annotation, molecular function: zinc ion binding; ubiquitin conjugating enzyme binding; ubiquitin protein ligase activity.
GAGCCCACUUCAACCCCAACCCGGGCUGCUCCAGGCGGAUCUGCUGGGCUUAGCCGACAGCUGCGAGGACUGAAGAGGCGGUACGCAGGUUGAGCCGGGCGUCUCCUGGCUGGGCCGGCGAAUGACGAUGGCAGGAUUUCUAUAGUAUAUCUAGAAUGAGUUCCACAUCUUGGCCUCUUAUCGAACUCCUGCAAUCUCAUCUCCACCGUCUAGAGAAUAAAUAGGAUUUGCAUGAGUUCUACACUCUCAACUGAAAGACAGACUGCAUUGUUAAUACCACUUUCUUCUGGUUGUUAUUAACAGCGCCUCAGAAAAUUAAAUGUCGUCUGAAGACCGAGAAGCUCAGGAGGAUGAAUUGUUGGCUCUGGCGAGUAUUUAUGAUGGAGAUGAAUUUAGAAAAGCAGAGUCUGUUCAAGGUGGAGAAACCAGGAUCUACUUGGACUUACCACAAAAUUUCAAGAUAUUUGUGAACGGCAAUUCAAAUGAGUGUCUCCAGAAUAGUGGCUUUGAAUACACCAUUUGCUUUCUGCCUCCACUUGUGCUGAACUUUGAACUGCCACCAGACUAUCCAUCCUCCUCCCCACCUUCAUUCACACUUAGUGGCAAAUGGCUGUCACCAACUCAGCUUUCUGCUCUCUGUAAGCACUUAGACAACCUGUGGGAAGAACACCGUGGCACCGUGGUCCUGUUUGCCUGGAUGCAGUUUCUUAAGGAAGAAACCCUGACGUACUUGAAUAUCGUCUCUCCUUUUGAGCUCAAGAUGGGUUCUCAGACAAAAGUGCAGAGAAGGACCACACAGGCUUCACCUAACACAGAGCUAGAUUUUGGAGGAGCUGCUGGAUCCGACGUAGACCCAGAAAUUAUGGAUGAGAGAGCCGUGCAGGAUGUGGAAUCAUUGUCAAGCCUAAUCCAGGAAAUCCUAGACUUUGAUCAAGCUCAGCAGAUAAAAUGCUUCAAUAGUAAAGUGUUUACGUGCAAUAUCUGUUUCUGUGAGAAGCUGGGUAGUGAAUGCAUGUACUUCUUGGAGUGCAGGCAUGUGUACUGCAAAGCUUGUCUGAAGGACUACUUUGAAAUCCAGAUCAGAGAUGGCCAAGUUCAAUGCCUCAAUUGCCCAGAACCCAAGUGCCCUUCAGUGGCCACCCCUGGUCAGGUCAAAGAGCUAGUGGAAGCAGACCUAUUUGCCCGUUAUGACCGCCUUCUUCUCCAGUCUACCUUGGACCUCAUGGCAGAUGUGGUAUACUGUCCCCGCCCGUGUUGCCAGCUGCCAGUGAUGCAGGAACCUGGCUGCACCAUGGGCAUCUGUUCUAGCUGCAAUUUUGCCUUCUGUACCUUGUGUAGAUUGACCUACCAUGGGGUCUCUCCAUGUAAGGUGACUGCAGAGAAAUUAAUAGACUUACGAAAUGAGUACCUACAAGCAGAUGAAGCCAAUAAAAGAUUUUUGGAACAGAGGUAUGGUAAGAGGGUGAUUCAGAAGGCACUGGAAGAGAUGGAAAGUAAGGAGUGGCUGGAAAAGAACUCAAAGAGCUGCCCCUGCUGUGGGACUCCCAUAGAGAAAUUAGAUGGAUGUAACAAGAUGACCUGUACUGGCUGUAUGCAAUAUUUCUGCUGGAUUUGCAUGGGUUCUCUUUCUAGAGCAAACCCUUACAAACAUUUCACUGAUCCUGCUUCUCCAUGUUUUAACCGGUUGUUCCAUGCUGUGGAUGUUAAUGGAGAUAUUUGGGAAGAUGAGAUUGAAGAUUAAUUGACUCCUGUUGCUCAAGAUGUGGAAGCAGAAUGGUUUGCCUAGCCUUUUGUUGAGUACACAAAGUAACUUUGAGGGAUAUCUAGGGUUCCAUUCAUUUAUUCUUUCUAUGUAGAGAUAUGGAAGAACAAGGUUUAUAUUUUCCAUGUGGUACUACUGAAUAGGGCACAUUUACACAUUUUUCAAUGUAACAAAAUUGAAAAACUUAUAAACCAAAGGUUCAGAAAAUGUAAACUAGAAAAUAUUAAAUUACAAAUGUGCCAGAAUCUCUGAUAGUUAAAAAUGAAAUAUUUAUUUUAUUCUCUAAACUUUAUUCUGAAUAGCAACCCUCUUAAGACAUUCUGUGGGAGUCCUCUCAGUACUACUACUGCUGGGGUGAGAAGAAGCCUUAUAAUUGUACUAAGAGCCUCUGUCACAUUCCUUCCAACCUAAAUUUUGGCUAAGUUAGUUCUCCAAAAGAGGCCCGUUACUCUGUAACUGGAUGACCCAGUGUCAUUUUGAUCUGUUAUUUUUCAGAAUAGAAAUUUGUAGAUAACUUAAAAACAAUUUUUUAAUACCACAGACACUGUGGGUCACCUGAUAUUUAUUAGUGGUAUAUAGUCCACUGUUGUUGAGCCAAAUCUAGAAUUUAAUGAUACUGACACAGAAGGAUUUCAACUCUACAACUUUUCCUGGGCAGUAGAGCCUAGAUUCAAAGCAACUUUUUCUACUUUUGUUCUGUGUUGUCUCCCUGGGCCUACCUUCCUUUGGCAAGGACAAUUUUAAUAUUAAUUCCAGCAGAUCAUAUUUUCAUUUCUUCUGCUGGAAUAGGAGAAAGCCUAAUAUAUUCCCAAAGUGAACAAGCUGAACUGUCUUUAUUUGCUCUUUGAACACCGCACCAUUGUAAUUCAUACUAACUUUGUGAAUUCUUUGUAUAAGUCUUCUCUAAUGAGCUGUGGGGAAUUUGACUUCUCCCCUUUUUUGCCAGAGCAGUGUUUGAGGGUAUAAUUUUGGCUCAAUACCUAGAUUCUUGUUUCUAGGCUUUGUUGGCUUUUUGAAAAUUGUCUUCCGGUGUGACUUUGGUGAGUGGCCUGAUAGCAAAAUAAGAUGCUUUUGUUUUUUGGGUUUUUUUGGAAAAGGAGGACAGAGGAAUUCAGCUGCAGCUGUGAAUGUUCUUUUUUUCCCUGCCUUGUCAUUGAAUACUGGGAAAUCACUUUGAACUGUUUUAUGUGUGUAUAUCCAAAGACUCAGCAAGGACUGUUUCUGGAUUGUCAAUGAGAAUGCUUAAUCUUGAAAAUAAAAAUAAUUUAAAAACUGUCUUAUAAUUGGAGGAGAGUUGCUGC